This is a messenger RNA of Dovyalis caffra, 189 nucleotides long. The record is from the annotation of a GenBank genome assembly. NCBI's taxonomy places the organism in Eukaryota, Viridiplantae, Streptophyta, Magnoliopsida, Malpighiales, Salicaceae.
AUGGCUGCCAAGAGAAACAGAUACCAGAGGCAGAAGUCCUUGAUGCUUCUUGAAAUGGAGAGCCAACAUGCCAAAGGAUUACCAUCACCUUCCGGUUACCGUCAGAUCAGUACCCCUGUUGUAUCACUCCAACUUGGACCCCACGUUAGUCUUUACUUGUCACCUUCCAUCGCAGUCGUUGUUUCUUGA